CACACAGGAAACAAAGUGCAGGAAGAGGAGUAAGUUUCAUUUGCAAAGGUUGAGUGGUGCAAUAUUUUCCUCACUGCAUGCUAGUGAACAAAGUGAAGGAGAAGAGAAGAUGUCCAGGCAAGGACCCCUCUGCCUGUUCACCUGCUUGGCAGCCAUGGCUGUCUCUUCAAUGGCUUUCAACAUAGAUGAAGCAAACCCCAAAAUCUACAAGGGGGAGGAAAAGGAUUUCUUUGGUUACAAGGUCCUGCAGUUCAUUUCUGGCAAGGAGAAAGGGGUAAUGGUCAGUGCGCCAUAUCAGAAGAAUGGAUCUGGUGGAAUCUGUAGAUGUGCUCAAGACCGAACAAACUGUACAGACUGUUACACUCCUCAAGAAACUGACACAAUCAAGUACAUUGGACUGUCUAUGGUUGCACAACCUACUUCUCCUCCAACGUUCACUGCCUGCAGCCCUGGCCUGGCACACGAGUGUGAUGGGAACUCCUAUCUGAACAGUAUCUGUUAUCAGUUCAACAGCCAGCUCCAGAUCACCUCGAACUUCACACCUGCCUUCCAAGAAUGUACUAAGAAAAUAGUGGACCUCGUUUUCCUCUUUGACGGAUCAGCAAGCAUGACAACGGAAGAAUUUGAUGAGAACAAAGGUUUCAUAGACAAUAUCAUGACAACCCUAAAAAACUCCUCAAUUAAGUUCGCAGCGGUUCAGUUCUCAACAAACACCAGGACAGUUUUCAACUUCAGAGACUACCAAGAGGGGAGAGCCUUGACCAAACUUUGGAAAGAAGAGCACAUGGCUGAUCUAACCAACACACAUAAGGCAAUAGACUUUGUCUUGAAAAACAUUUUUGAAAACCAAGCUGCCGGCGCCACCGCAGAUGCAACUAAAGUACUGGUCAUAAUAACAGAUGGAAAUCCCAGCGAUACUGAUAAAAGGUUCAACUCUAUCGAAAGAAGUGAUAAGAAAAACAUCAUCCGCUUUGUCAUCGGGGUCAAGAACGUUGAUUUGACGAAACUCAAGUCCCUGGCAUCAGAGCCAAAAGAGAACAACACUUUCCUCAUCCAGGACUACAACGAACUAAAAGGAAUCCUAGACAACUUUCAAAAAAAGAUCUUCAACAUUGAAGGUUCCAAGACUGCUCUGGCUGGAAACUUGACUAAAGAAAUGUCUCAGAGUGGGUUCAGCGCUGUCUACGUUAACAAGGACACCUUGGUUCUGGGCUCAGUGGGAUCAAACAACUGGCGUGGAUCUCUCUUUGAGACUGAGGGUCUGAGAUCAGAGGAAAGGGAAAUUCAGGACCCCACAUUGGACAAAGAUUCCUAUAUGGGAUACUCUGUAGCUGUUGGGAAGAGGAAUGAGAACCUUCUAUAUUUUACCGGAGCACCAAGAUCUGAACACAUGGGACGGAUCCUACUUUUUAACAAGGUUAACAACAACUGGACUGUAGCACAAAGCUUACCUGGAGAACAGAUGGGCUCCUACUUCGGUGCAGAGCUGUGUUCUGUGGACAUAGACUCAGACGGCAACACAGACUUCCUCCUGGUCGGUGCACCAAUGUUUCGCCAACCCCCGAGAGAGGGCAGGAUCUACGUCUACACACUGACUGAUAAGCUGGAACUGAGGAUGGAGAUGAAUGUUUCAGUGCCAUCUCAGGGUAGAUUCGGCUCCUCCAUCUGCUCUCUCACAGACCUGAAUGGAGAUGGGCUGAAGGAUGUAGCUGUGGGCGCUCCACUUGAGGACGAUCACAGGGGGGCCGUGUACAUCUACCUGGGUGAAAAGCUAAAGGGGAUCCGCCCUGAAUUCAGCCAGCGCAUCUCAGCUGUGAUGAUGAGAUCUAAGAUCCAGUUCUUUGGCCAGACGAUUGAUGGGAAGAUGGACCUGGGUGAGGAUGGACUGACUGAUAUCGUAGUAGGAGCGCGUGGUGCAGUUGUUGUCUUGAGGUCCAGACCGGUCCUCAGCGUCUCUGCUCAUCUCCACUUCCAUCCCGCGGAGAUCAGCACUGAUAGAUUUGACUGUCUGGCAAAAGAGAUCAUUUCCCCCAUGGUCACUUUAACAGCCUGCUUUAACAUGGCAGAGGCAACAAAGAGUAAAGCUGAGGUGCUGAGUGCAGGGAUGAACGUCUCCUACCUGCUGGAUGUGGAUCCAGUGAGACAGAGGAGCCGAGCCUUUUACAGUGACACGAACAAAGGGGCCAGAAGACUUCUCUCUACUGUGGAGCUGAGAAAGGAGCGGACUUGCUUCAACCACUCAGUCUACAUGACACAAUGUGUGAUCGACACAUUAUCGCCCAUAAUCAUCCAACUAGUUUUUUCUCAAUCUGAAAGCCAACAAGAGGGUCUUACUGCCAUUCUGAAUACUGACAGUCCUACACAGGCUGUGGUCGAGGUGCCCUUUGAAAAGAACUGCAAAGAAAAUGAAACAUGUUUGGCAGAGCUUGAGGUGGACUUCAACUUCAUCACAUCAACUUUAUUAGUGGUGGACCAGAGUUACUUCAACGUGACUAUAAGACUGUCCAAUCACGGGGAUGACUCAUUCAACACCAGUCUAACUCUCCUCUACCCUCCUGGCCUCUCAUUCUCCAUGAUGCAUCUUCUGAAGUCUACAAGGAGAACGGUGUUCAGCUGUGGUGGUCUGGAAGGUGAAAUGGACAGAACUACAUGCAGUGUCAGCCUCCCUGUCUACCGUAGUAAAACCACGGCAGUGUUCACCAGUAAAUUCCAUAUUUUGAAUACAUACGACUGGAAGGACACAAUGGAGAUGACCGUCAUCGGCCUGAGUGACAACGGAAACUCAACCAAUAGUUCCCUUACCAGGACCAUCCCUGUUCAAUUUGCAGUUGACCUGGUAGCAAAAGCCCUUCCCCAAGACUCCACCACUUACAUGAACUUUACUCUGGAGGACACAUCACCUAAAAGACUGGUGAAUGUAUAUGAGGUGGAGAACUUGGGAUUUAAGUCUGUACCAAUCACAGUCACCUUCACUUUCCCAACUAAGCUUGAGCACAAAUUUGAAAUGAAGGACUACCAAAUAUCUGUCUUACAGAACCAUACUCAAUGUGGAAAGAUGAUCAAUUCAACAACAGAGUACUGCUCUCCAGACAAAUACUGCAAGUCCAUCGAGUGUGAAAGUUUCCUUUUGGAGAAGUUUUUGACAGUUACAUUUGUGCUGUCUGGAACUGUUUCCUUCAAGGACCUCGAUCAACAUGCAAGGAGAUUGUCAUUGCCAAAGAAAUUCACUGGGGAGAGAGAAACAGUCAAUUUCAUCAGUUUUGUCAAACUCAGCUAUGACAAAAGACGAUAUGUCCAGACAGCAAGUGACCCAAGGGAUAACUCUUCAAGCUUCCACCAAACACAGAUUGAUGUUCAGGCUGAGCUCAUCAUUCCUCCCCAUAGAAACCUGAUAAUAGGGACAGGAGUUGGAGUAGGACUCUUCCUCCUGAUCAUCAUCACAAUGGCCAUGUAUAUGCUGGGAUGUUUCAAGAGAAAAAGGCCUGUUGAUAAUGCACAGGAAGAUGAGAAAGAAGGGGAACAGCGUGAACAAGAGCUACAGCCUGAGAGUGGAGCAGUGGAGUCAAAUCUUCUCCUUGAUGAAAGUCAAACAGAAAACAAUGGCUUCCCCAUUAGUGAGGUGGUAGGGGAGGGACUAAAAGAGAAACAGGAUGUGUCAGUCAGGAGCAGGCUAAUGGAGUAGAGAAACUCUUUUCAUGCCACUUUCCAUAUGGAAGGGACUUUUUAAUAGCAGGUUAGGAGAACUUACGCAGCAGGUUAAGAUAAUUAAUGCAGCAGGUUAGAGAAAGGAGUGGAGGUCAGAGCAAAAAAAACUUAGAUAUAGAAUAAUUGUUUGAUUAAUUAAUAUAGAUUCUGACCUGACCACAGAACCACGCAUAUCACUCAAUGUGAUUAAGUCUGAAAUACUUUUUCAAAAAUAAUGUUUCAUGGACAUUUAUGUUUGAUAAAACAUGACCAAAGUAAUUCAGUAUUAUACAUACUAUAUAUACUGUUUCAAUGUUUAUGUCAAGGUAGAAAAUAUGACUUUAUAUGAUUGCUGUAAUGUCAUUCAUUUAAAUUACUAUGGUCUUGCUAAAGAAAUGUACAUUAUACUGUAAGAUGUACACUAUAUAAAUAUAUACAAAAGUAUGUGCACACCCUUUCAAAUGAGUGGAUUCGGCUCCUUCAGCCACACCUGACGCUGACAGGUGUAUGAAGUUGAGCACACAGCCAUGCAAUCUCCAUAGACAAACAUUGGCAGUAGAAUGGCCUUACUGAAGAGCUCAGUAAUGCAUAGCCAUAACAUGAUGCAGCCACCACCAUUUCUUGAAAAUACGGCGAGUGGUAGUCAGUGAUGUGUUGUGUUAGAUUUUUAGCAGUAUUUAUUUUGGAGAAUGCACGUUUUGUAAUAUUUUUAUUCUGUACAGGCUCCCUUCUUUUCACUCUGUCAUUCAGAUUAGUAUUUCGGAGUAACUACAAUAUUGUUGUUCCAUCCUCAAUUCUCUCAUAUCACAACCAUUAAUAAUUAAAUUCUGUAACUGUUUUAAAAUCACCAUUGCCCUCAUGAUGAAAUCCCUGAGCAGUUUCCUUCCUCUCCGGCAACUGGAUGGACGCCUGUAUCUUUGUAGUGACUGGGUGUAUUGAUACACCAUCCAAAGCCUAAUUAAUAACUUCACCAUACGCAAAGGGAAAUUCAGUGUCUGCUUGAAUCAUUUUUACACAUCUACCAAUCUGUGCCAUUAUUUGCGAGGCAUUGAAAAAUCUCCCUGGUCUUUGUGGUUGAACCUGUGCUUGAAAUUCACUAAUUGAUAAAGUGGUCUUACAGAUAA
Molecule: messenger RNA, 4808 nt
Organism: Oncorhynchus gorbuscha (pink salmon)
Lineage: Eukaryota; Metazoa; Chordata; Actinopteri; Salmoniformes; Salmonidae
Product: integrin alpha-L-like
Exons: 31
Coding region: 110-3682 (1190 amino acids)
Biological process (GO): cell-cell adhesion; cell-matrix adhesion; cell adhesion mediated by integrin
Cellular component (GO): external side of plasma membrane; integrin complex
Molecular function (GO): integrin binding
Source: RefSeq, a predicted model, not a curated record